This is a messenger RNA of Paramecium sonneborni, 1374 nucleotides long. The record is from the annotation of a GenBank genome assembly. NCBI's taxonomy places the organism in Eukaryota, Ciliophora, Oligohymenophorea, Peniculida, Parameciidae.
AUGAUUUCUGUUUAAUCUUAAAUUGAAGAAUAAUAACUAAUUCAAAACCAACCUUAGAAAGUUGAAUAAAUUCAAUAGAGUUUAAUUUAAGAAGAAAGUCUUAUUGAAUAAUCAAACGAAGUGGAAAUCAAUAAAGAUGAGGAUGAGGCAAUGAAAGAUCAAAACCAUAUAUAAAAAUAAUAGAAAUAAGAAGAAUUAUAAUAAUAAGAAUAAUAAUAACAAGAAUAAUAAUAAGAAUAAUAAUAACCAGAAUAAUAAUAAUAACAAGAAUAAUAAUAAGAAGAAUAAUAAUAAUAAUAAGAAGAAUAAUAAGAAGAAUAAUAAGAAGAAUAAUAAUAAUCAUAAUAAUAGUUAUUAAAGAAAUCUGAAUAAUUCUAAUUAUUAAAAUAAUAAUAUUAGUAAAAUUAAAGUAAUAAAGAAACCGUAUAUGAACUGAUAAAAUAACCAAAUAUUAAGUAAAUUGAAUAAUGUAGAGCUAUAGCUUUUAAUAAAGAUUCUUUAAUUGUGGUUUGUGGAUGUAAUGAGAAGAUUAAGAUUUUUUAAAAUCAAUAAGGUAAGUUAAAUUAAAUACAACUCUUAGCUGAACAUAAAAAUUUUAUUUAAACAUUAAAUUUCAUGAAGAAAUCAAACCAUUUGGUAUCAGGAAGCAUGGAUAAUAAUAUCAUUAUAUGGUAAGAAAAUUCAAAGAAUUAAUGGAGUCUAUUAUAGAAGUUAACAGGACAUGUAUUUUAUAUAUAUUGUUUAUAAUUAAACAAUAAUGGAGAUUUAAUUAUUUCAGGUAGUUAUGAUAAUACAAUAAAAUUUUGGAGUAAAUAAAAAGGUUGGUAAUGCACAUAAACAAUUACAGAUCAUAGCAAUACUGUUUUAGCAUUAAGUUUGAUAGAAUAAUAAAAUAAAUUAAUUUCAUGUUCACGUGAUUAAUAUAUAUUAGUAAUUGAAUAAUAAUAUUUUGGUAAAAAUUGGGUUGUCAUUUAAAAAUUACACAUUGAUUAACAUGGUCUAAGAAUAUGUUUUAUAAAUGACAAAUAAUUUAUAUUUUAGCCUUAUUGUAAGGAAGAAAUGCAUAUUUUUGAAAUUGAUAAUGAUACUAAAUAAUUUCAUAAAGUGAAGAAUAUAUCUGUGAAAUGUGGAUCAGAUCAUGAUGAUUGUUAAUUUCCAUAAUAAUAUAUUAAAUCUAAAGAUAUUCUACUUAAUAAAAAUGGUAAGUUUAUUAAUCUUCUUAGAAAAAAAUAAAAUAGUGAAUUUAUCCUGGAUUAAAUAAUAGAAUUUACAAAUUAAGUUAAUUAUGGUUCAUUAAGUGAUGAUGGACAGUAUUUAAUAAUUUGGGAUGGUUAAACAAAAGAAAUAAAAGUUAGAACAUAUAAACAAUAAUGA